This is a messenger RNA of Musca domestica (house fly), 3763 nucleotides long. RefSeq names its product DIS3-like exonuclease 2 (gene Dis3l2). Gene Ontology annotation, biological process: miRNA catabolic process; mRNA catabolic process. The record is from RefSeq and is a predicted model, not a curated record. Gene Ontology annotation, cellular component: exosome (RNase complex); P-body. Gene Ontology annotation, molecular function: RNA binding; 3'-5'-RNA exonuclease activity. The transcript has 3 exons. Bases 202 to 3453 code for a protein of 1083 amino acids. NCBI's taxonomy places the organism in Eukaryota, Metazoa, Arthropoda, Insecta, Diptera, Muscidae.
CAGAAUAGUAGGUCUCUCUAGAUCGAAAACGGAUAGAAUUGCAAAGAAAGAGAGACAACUUAAUUUCCUUCUAAAUUAUUUCACAAUUUCACAAAAUUUUAUUUUUAUUUCGUUAAAAUCGCAAGAAAACAGUAAUUCUCUUUUUACUUCUAUUUUAAAUUAGUUAGUGGAAUAAGUAAGGGACACAAAAACACAUUAGAAAUGGAAAAUAGCGGUCAGAAACCCGAAAGCGAGCAGGAGGCAAGAGAAGAAGAUCGUCAUGAACCCACAUCGCAAACAGAAACAAAAGCAAUUUUAAAAAAUAUUCAUGAAAAGUCAUCUAAUCUUUUGAGUAAAUUGCAAGAGAAAAAACAUGCCCUUCAAAAUAAGACGAAGGACAAUUCGGAAGCUAGCGAUAGGAUUGCUCGGAUAGCCUUAAAAACAAUGAAAUCGUCUCAAAACACAAUUGAUGUGGAAGGUAAUGCAAGGGGAAAUGCAUCAUCUUCAAAACAGUUAAAAAAUACGGAAUCAAAGGUAGCUCCUCAUUGCAAUGGCGCAAUUCCCAAAAUUCCGAUUAAUAGUCCAGCUGUUGAUCCAUCUGAAGACAACAAGAAGCAAUUGGCAGAAACAAAUGAAGUGGCCUCCAAAUUGUUUUCGAAAUGUUCAAAAAGUGAAUUAAAAGGUUUGGUCGGAGGCCUGCAAGAAUUAAUUGUCAAACUAACAGUAAAUGACAAUAAAUUGCAACAAAAGGUUCAAAAGCUAGCUUCAGAUAUCAAAGUUCUGAAAGACUUUCCCUUAUUAAACCAAAUCCCAACGGACAAAUCGCUUAAACAAAACAGUACGAACAGCCAAAAAGUAGUGGAGAAAUCUACUCGUCGAGGACCAGAAGAAAAAUCACCUCAAUGCAUCAAUGAAAAGCAAGACAGAAAUCAAAAGAUAAGUAAAGAAAUAAAUCCAAGGGAUGUUCUCCUGAAUUACAUCAACUCCUCGCUAUUGGAAUAUACAGGAGAUGACAAAAGUUCUACAAAAGUCACUUGUACUAUGAUGAACCUUGAUGAUUUGGAAAAUUUUGGACAAAUGUUGGUGAAGAUGGGAUUUGGAAGUAUAGUAGAAGGUGAAAUACGCGUCAACCGAAAAAACAACAGACAAGCCUUUAUUUCACUAAGCAAUGACAGGGAAUCUGGUGAAAGGGACGCCAUUGUUACCGUGCCUGCUGCUAGACAUUUUGCAUUUGAUGGAGACAUAGUUCGAGCCUUUGUCUUUAACGUAAAACCUAACCCCAGCAAAUUGGGACAAAGUGAAAAUAGGAGACAGAGAACGUCUUCUGUUAAUAUAAUGGGUGGCAAAGAAAAUUCAAUUUGCUUGACAGAAGAUGAAGACCCACUCAAUGAAUGUGACUCUCCUCCCGAUACUGACAUUGAAGACGAUAACGUGGCUGCAAUCUCACUCGACAACUGUCGCAAAGCAUUUGUUAUUUCCAUAAUCAAGCAAACCGAAUUGCGCGAAGUUGUUGGCUCUAUAAAUUUCAUAAAAACUACAACAUUAAACUCAAAAGUUUACUACAAAUUGAAGCCCCAUGAUAUGAGAAUUCCCAUGGUCUAUAUUCCUGAAGAAUCGUGUCAGAGUCAUGUUGAUGCAGCUAGCAAAGAUGACAUUGUGGGCAUGCUCUUCUUAGCCCUAAUAUUGGAAACGGAUAUUAGCGGCCACUAUAUUGGAGAGUUGUUACAACCUGUUGGAAAGGUUGGUAAUUUGGAAGCUGAAAUUAAGGCAAUUCUACUACACAACGGGUUGAAAAAACUGAAACCAUACGAUCAGAAAUUCUAUGACAUGUAUGACGGUCCAAUGCCACCAAUCACUGAAGAUGAUUUAAAGUUUAGAGAAGACCUGCGCAAAAAGUGUGUAUUCACCAUAGAUCCCCUAACGGCUAGAGAUUUGGAUGAUGCAAUGUCUGUGGAGAAAAUAUCCGAAGAUGAAUAUGAAAUCGGUGUUCACAUUUCGGAUGUUUCGCAUUAUCUUGAAGAGAAUUCAGAACUAGACAAUUUAGUCAAAGAAAGAGCUACAUCUAUAUACUUAGUUAACGAAGUGAUACAUAUGCUGCCAACAUCGCUGUGUUUCCGAUGUUCCCUUUUGCCAGGGGAAGAUAAAUUUGCUUUUUCUGUCUUUUGGCGUUGGAAUGAGUCUCAACAAACUUUAUCCGAACCCAGGUUUACACGAACUGUUUUGAAUUCCUGUUCACAAUUUGCCUACGAACACGCCCAGAUGAUCAUAGAUAACCCCAAUGAAGAUUUCUCCGAUAGUGAUUUACCGGACAUUUUUAACGGCUUUACACCAGACGACAUAAAGUGGCGCGUGCUGUUGCUGUACUCAAUAUCGAAACAUUUAAAAACAAAGCGCUACGAAUCAGGGGCCUUAUCCAUAAAUAAUCCAAAGUUGCGUUUUAAUCUGGACCCUAUAACAGGCGAGCCGCUUUCUUAUGAAGUUGAGGGACGCAAAGAGGCGAAUUUCCUGAUUGAAGAGUUUAUGCUUUUGGCAAAUCAAGCAGUUGCUAAGUUCACACAUCAGCAUUUUCCCAAUACAGCUAUUCUGCGUAAUCAUGCGCCUCCCUUGCAAAAAUCUAUGCGCGCACUUAAGGAUCGAUUGGCAAAUAUGGAUUUGGAAUUUGAUAUUAGCACGUCAAAGACUCUAUAUGAAAGUAUGAAACGCAUUACCCGGGCCAGUGAAAAUCCUGCAGCAGUCGAAGCAUGUCUUAAUACUUUUUUGACCAAACCCAUGGCACGUGCACGGUAUUAUUGCAGUGAAGGAAAAACAACGGAUGCCGAUUUCUGGCAUUAUGCUUUGUCUAUUCCGAUAUACACACAUUUUACCAGUCCAAUUAGACGGUAUCCAGACAUUUUGGUUCAUAGAAUACUUGCAGCAUCUUUAAAUUACUGCUCACCGUCGAAACGAACUCCCGACGAGCUUCAUGAACUGACCAAAAUUUGUAAUGAGCAGAAGUUCAAUGCCAAAAACGCAGGUGACGAAUCUAUUGACCUUUUUUUCCAUCGCUAUAUACGUUCGAAGGAGUCAAUAACGCUUAAGGCCGCUGUGACAGAUGUCUUUAAACACAUGUUAAAUGUUGUCAGUAUUGAAACAGGUCAUUCCUUCACCAUCAACUAUAAACAACAGAAAGUUAUUAUUGACACAACACAUGUGCCACAAUAUGUAUUGGUUUCAGAAAAGAAAUCCCAGGUGCCGCCCGUUAAAUUACAAAUAUUUUCAACGAUUGACAUACGAGUGGUAUUACGAGACAACAAGAAGUGUGCGUUUAUAAUUUUUCAGGAUAAGAAUAAAAAAGUACAAAGUAAUACUGCCAACGGUGUUCAAAACAAUCCAAAGCACUUAUCUAAGGAACCGUCAAAGAAAAAUAAACCUAGGAAAAAGCGUGCAAAAACCCAAACUAGAAGCGAAAUUGUUUAUGCUGUGGAUGCAGAUUAAGGACCAUAAUAGCGCUACGUUUUGGAAUUACCAAGAAUAUUGUAGAUAGAUGUCUAAAUUAAAAAAAAAUUGUGAUUAUCUUUAGAUUACUAUUUCAAAGUAUAUAGAACAUGUUUUUAUUCUAAUUUCUAAUUUAACAUUAGAUUUAAAUGAUUUUAUAUAAAAGCGUUCUUGUAUUAAUACUUUGUUAUAAAGUAAUUAAUACACAUUCAUGACAAAACUAACUUUAUUUUUUUUUAUUUCACAUAAACUGCAUUAAACCUGAAGUGAAAAUCAAAUGCAAAUAAAACAAAUAUUUUUUCAGACAGUA